AUGGCGCGGGAGGGCGGAGCCUUUCUCCGCCCAGUGCGCUCUGCCGAGGCCCGCCGGGCUUCUCGGGCAUGGGCGCGUUGGUCCGCUGACCGUGCCGUGGCCAAGCGCGUGGAGGAGCUGCAGGCCGUCCGCGGGCAGCUGGCAGCGGCGGAAGCGGCCCUGGACUACAUCGUGGGGGAUGCGGAGGUGGCACAGCGUCUCAGCGCACUUCUGCCUGCCUUCGUGGCCACGCUCCACGGGGUGGAGCCCACCUGGCUGGAGAAGCUGCGGCGCAAUGUUGCGCUCCACGCCGAGGCCCUCGAGAUCGACGUGGCGAUCGCAGGCGCUCGCGAGCUUCGCCGAGCACAGCGUGGCCCUCGCCUCGAGGCACGGCGCGCGGGAGUCGGCCGCGCCCCCACCAGCCUCUCUGCGGAUGCGGCGGAGUUCAUGCUUGGCACUUGGGAGGCGCUGCCCGUGGGGCCUUCCGUCCACGUCGCGCAGGACGACUCCGAGAUCCACGAGCUCUCGGACGCGGAGAAGCAGCAAGCCCAGCCGACGGCCGAGUGGCUAGCACCUGGCGUGUGGCAUGGCUGUGGCCCCACCGCCGAGAGCGCGGCCCAGGCCUUCGUGCGUAGCCUCGCCGCGGGCUGGCGGCUCGCAGGGCUGGGCGAGGCGCAGGGCGACGAGGAGCUGGCAACGGGUGUCCUGCCAGGGCCCCUGCGGGGAGUGGCUGCCCUUGCGGUGCCGUGUCUUGCCGAGCUCAGGGCUGUUGUGCCUCAGCUGUCCGCUGAUCGCGACGGCGGCGUCGGCAUCGUGGAGCACGGCUUCGACUUGGAGUUCCAGCAGGGCGUGCUGCUCCAGCUGCAUAGGUGGGCGGUGCCACUCGGUCGCUCGCUGCAGCCUUUCGUCCGCCGCCGCCUCCGCGUGGACGAGGAGCCCGAGGAUGAGACGGAGGCCCAGGCGGACUUCGAUAAGGAGGAGGCUGCCCAGCUACCAGCCGCGGG
This is a messenger RNA of Prorocentrum cordatum, 983 nucleotides long. NCBI's taxonomy places the organism in Eukaryota, Dinophyceae, Prorocentrales, Prorocentraceae. The record is from the annotation of a GenBank genome assembly.